AAAAUGGACAACUUGACUCUACUGGAGGCCUCGUGUCUUUCUCCAAUAAGCAACAUCACAUCACCCUUGGAUUUCACCCUGCUCACACCCUCCCAACUGGGUAUCUCCACUCAAAGUUUCACGCCAUCUUCUAACGUCAAAGAAAAAUCUUGCCUAGCUCAGCUGAAGGUGAAGCGGAGGUCCAAUGUUGGGGUACGGAGUUUCAGAGACCAACUCCCUAAUCCACUACAUUGCCCAACAAAGGAUGAAAACUCCCCCCACAACACCACAGGAUACCCAAGCCAUCCCCUUCUUUCCCAGAGUCGCCUCUACUCUAAAGCAGAAGAUGGCCAUCUUCCAGAGCAUUAUGAAUGUGGAGGAGAAUGAAGAUCACACGGGGGGAUGCAUCAAAACAAGAGAUGUUCUGUCUGGUGGUGGGUGGAGCUGUGAUAGUGGUGGGAAGGAGAACAUGUCCCCAGUGAGCCAGCAUCCCUCUCUGACUUCCCCACCCAGUAAGAGGUGCUGCACAGCACGCACUCUGGGGGAGUGUGUGGAGGAGAUUAGGGAGGCCACUACUCCUGUCCUCAAACGCACUGCCACCAUACUCAAGCAGCAACAGAACACGGAGGUUGCAGUUGUCCAGGACAAGGACCAUCAGCCAGCUCUCAAUGUAGAACCUGCUAGUGUGUCUCUGUCACCAGCCCUGGGUACCGAUGCUGUGUCCCAGAUCACCCAGGGCAAGCCACAGCCCUCUCAUAUGAUGCAGCAGCACUGCACUCCCACCAAGGAUGACCAGGAGUGCUCUUUUGAACUGCACAGCCCCAGCCAACCUCUGGUUUUGCAUUCAGGACGAGUCAGGACAACUCUGCCCCAGCUGUUCGCCAUGCCAUCUCUUUUGGAGAUGAACCCCACUGAUGAAGCUGAUGGUGGCAACGUUAACUCCACUAUGAAGAAGCAGGUGCGUUUUGGGAUUCUGCUGCCCCCUGAACUCUUUGACAAGAAUCUUCCUCCCAGCACCCCUCUACGGAAGGGGGGAACCCCGGUCCGCGCCCCAACAUCUGCCGGGGGGUCCCAGCUGAGGUCACUGCUGAAGACCCCCUUAACCCUGGCCCGGCCGGACUUCAUCAGCCCCUCUCUAACUGGAGCCUCCCCACCCCUCACUAUGGGACCCUGCUGUGGGGAACAGGAGAGCACCCACACUCAGGGAAAGAUCCCUUUCCCUUCAAUGGAAGAAGUUGACAGUUCAUGGAUGGACAAUGCAGAGCUGGAGACUGGACCUCUGGAUCUGACCUCAGCUUUUCAAGAGGAGGACUCUGUUUGUGAGGAAAUGCCAGAUGCUGCCCCAGUGCCUGACCCUGCCCUGGAGCCAGAACCAGCCGCCACAGCCCGCUCUCGCAGCAGAAAGAGAAAGCAACCAGAGGAGAAGAGUGAGCCUGUGAAGAAGAGGUCGUCUCGUACGGCUGCCAAGUCUGCCUGUGGGAGGAUGAAGAACUCAGCAAAGCAUUUCUUUGGGAAGAAGGCGGUGGACCGUUCUCUGUAUGGGAAGAGAGACUAUGCAUCCAAGAACCCUACCCUCAGUCCCAUCACGGAGGUCCUGUCCUCCCUUAGCCACUCUCCUCAACACCCCCACAACUGCAAACCCACAGCCAAAGAAGACUCCAUCCUAUUAGAAGAAUACUUUAACAGUGACCCCGUCACCGCAGUGGUCACAGCUGCAGCUCUGUGGUCAAGCUGCUUCUGCCCCCCGGUCAGUGAGGACUCACCAGAAGACACCACCCCAGCUGCAGAGCCAUCUGAUGGGCUCUCAGUAGACUACCAGAGCCCUAUAGGCUCCACCACCACAGACAGCUCUGGGACUGGAAGAGCAGCACAGAUCUGGAGAAGAUGGUCAGGUCCAACAAAGACCUCCAGAACCAAAAGGCAGAGUGUUAUUAGAGUAGGUAGAGGGAAGGGCAGGAAGGUCAGUGUUCCUGUUGAUAACUGGCUGAGUGAAGAGACCGAGGAGCAGGUAAAGAACUUUGAUACAGAACAAGACCCAACAGAAACAACCCAGCCAGAGGUUUUAGUGUCCAGCCCAGCCAAGCACACAGUCCCUGGUAACAGAGAGGGUGAACCUAAUACACACUGUACCUCAGACCCUGUAGAUACCGAUCAAUGCACUGGCACACUUCCAGAUGCAGGUAGGAGUGGGGAUAGUCCAGCUAGAGCAGACACUGAUACUACUACACCCUGCCCUCCUCCAGAUGAGGUUAGCACCACAGUGGCUCCCACAGAGCAGAAGGCAGUGAGCCAUGUAGAACAGAGUCCAAACAAAGGCGGGCAGAGAGGAGCAGCUCAGGGCCCAGGCCGCUCCAGAGGUAGAAGGAGCUCUAUAUACGCCAGCUCAGUCAUAGAGGAGGAGCAGGCUUCCCAGCCAAAUCGGCCACGGGCAGUGGAGAAUGAUAACCAUGGGUCCGGAAUGGAGCUGGGUAACGUUAUAGAACAGGCCUCCACCUCCUACCCAGACUCCCUCCUUCCCCCCUGGGCACAGAAGGAGUUCAACAUUGAUGAUGUGCUAAGGCCUCUCCCCUGCAGGUGGCAUCAGUCUGUCCGCCGCAGCCUGAGGAACCAGAGCAGCACCCUCGAGGCCUCUGGCCUGGCCUGGCUACCCCACACCUCUCCGGACUCCAUUAGUGCUGUCUGCAGGAAGACCAGGCGCAGACACAGCUCCAUCCAGGAUCUACUACACCCUCCCCUGGAAGAAGUGAAUCACACUGACCUAUGAGCCACUCCAAUGCUAGUCUGUCCACUACCUGUACACUGGCUGUGAAUGAAAUGGUACCCUAUUCACUACGAAGGUCCUUAUUUCUUUUUGACUAGGGUUGGCCAUUUCCACCUGCUUUUGAUGGCUAUUGAUUGUUGUGAGUUUUCUAAAGCACUGUUUUUGUUUUUAGUAAUUAAGUAGUAUAAAUAGAACAAGAUCUACCUUUUAAUGUGAUUUAACAAGUUUGGUAGUUGUCAUUUACCAAGGCUCAUGGGAGUAGGAGAUGUACAGACUUUGUACAGACAGAUGUGCAUCUUUUACUCUUUGAAUGUGUACCUCCUGUAUUCAUUAAAUAAAAUGGGGCUCUUCCAAACUA
Oncorhynchus gorbuscha (pink salmon) is the source of this 3098-nucleotide messenger RNA. RefSeq names its product cell division cycle-associated protein 2-like. The transcript is spliced from 13 exons. Gene Ontology annotation, biological process: regulation of chromosome segregation; regulation of mitotic nuclear division. Lineage: Eukaryota; Metazoa; Chordata; Actinopteri; Salmoniformes; Salmonidae. The coding region runs from base 185 to 2743 and encodes 852 amino acids. Gene Ontology annotation, cellular component: chromosome; nucleus. The record is from RefSeq and is a predicted model, not a curated record.